CUUCCUCCCUACCCAACAACACAGUACACAGCAAUCACUAUCAUCUGCUAUCAUCAUGGACAUCGCCCAAUCCCUUACCACCACCCCCAACACCAUAAAAUGCAUCGAAAUGCACACCACCGGCGAACCCACCCGGAUCAUCUACGCCGGCUUCCCUCCACUCACCGGGCCAACCCUCCUCUCCCAACGCGCCCACGCCGAGAAGGAAUACGACCACAUCCGCAAACGCAUCAUGCUCGAGCCACGGGGACACUACGACAUGUACGGGGCCAUCCUGAUUCAAAAUACCGAGCUGGUCAGGUCAGGGGAAGCACAUAUCGGGGUGUUGUUCACUCAUAACGGGGGCAUAUCGACGAUGUGUGGCCAUGCCACUAUUUCUUUGGGGCGGUUUUUGGUGGAUACGAGAGAUGAGAAUGUAUUUCCGAAGAGGGGGGAAUUGGUACUUGAUGAGGAGAGUUUGACGGUGGGCGUAAGAUUACAUGCGCCGUGCGGGGUCGUGGAUGUGACGGUUCCUGUUAUGCAAUCUGCGGAUGGGAUGAAAUCGGAUCCGGCGCGGAAUGUAGCGUUUAUUUCGACGCCGGCGUAUGCAGCGGCGGUAGGGGUGAGGGUUUCAGUUCCGGAGGAGGUGCGGUGGGGGGAACUAGGGGGACGGAAGAGUAUCACGGUGGAUGUUAGCUACGGAGGGGCCUUUUUCGCGCUCGUGGAUGUGAGGGAAUUGGGGUUUAAAGAGGGAUUGAAGAAGGUGGAUCUGGAGAGGAUGACGCAGGUGGUGGGGAAAUUGAAGGGGUAUUUGGAAACGCAUCCCGAUAUUGUGCGUGCGUGUCAGCAUCCGGAGGAUGAGCGGUUAUCGUUUUUAUAUUCCGUUAUGGUGGUGGAUUCGCAGGUUGGAGUUAACCCCGGUGGGGUGGAUGGGGUCGAGACCGGGCUGUGUUUCUUCGCGGAUGAUGAGAUUGAUCGGUCGCCGACGGGGUCGUGUGUCACGGCGCGGAUGGCGUUGGCGUAUGCGAAGGGGGAGAGAGCGGUUGGACAGCGGUGGGCGUAUCAUUCGGUGGUGUCGAGUCAUUUUCAGACGGGGGCGUUUGUGGGAGAGAUUGUGGAGACGGGGUUGCGGAUCGAGGGGGAGAAUGGCCCGGCGAGGGAUGCGGUGGUUGUGAGGGUGGAGGGGAGUGCCUACUAUACCGGGGCGUCGAGCUUUGUGGUGGAGGAGGGAGAUGUUACGGGUCAUGCUGGGUUUACGAUGAAGAGCGUGACGCAGUGA
Aspergillus ibericus CBS 121593 is the source of this 1258-nucleotide messenger RNA. RefSeq names its product putative proline racemase. Bases 56 to 1258 code for a protein of 400 amino acids. Gene Ontology annotation, molecular function: hydro-lyase activity. The record is from RefSeq and is a predicted model, not a curated record. The transcript has a single exon. Lineage: Eukaryota; Fungi; Ascomycota; Eurotiomycetes; Eurotiales; Aspergillaceae.